GACCCACAUCAGCCCUCUGCAACCUGGAAAAAUAAAACUGGACUUUAACAGUUUCCUGACUUAAAGUUCUGACCAAAACUACUGAACAAGAGCCUGGUUCAAGAAAGUAUCCAGAAAAAAAAAAAAUGCCAGCUCUAAAUAAUUUUCAGGGGCCAGUAGCUGGAGUGUUCCUUGAAAAUUCAAAUGAAACCAUUACAAUAUACCAAGCCUACAAGAAACGUCUGCUCAAUCCAGGAUCAUGCCUUGCACUGUUAGAAGCCCAAGCCGCAACAGGAGGAAUCAUCGACCCAGUCAAAAACAGGGCGUGCUCUGUGGAAGAUGCAGUAAAGGAAGGAAUUGUGGGUUGUGAAUUGAAAGAGAAACUUCAGUUAGCUGAGAGGGCCAUCGUGGGUUACACAGAUCCCUACACCAACCAAAAAAUUUCACUCUUCCAGGCCAUGCAGAAAGAUGUAAUACCAAAGGAAUAUGGCAUUAGAUUACUUGAAGCUCAGAUCUCUGCCAAAGGAAUUUAUGACCCUAUUGAAAAAUGCCACCUAACAGAAGAACAAGCCUAUGGAAGAGGUCACUAUGACAAAAAUCUUUUCAGAGGCCAGAAGGAUGCUCUAAAAGUAUUCUACGACCCAAACUCUCAGGAAAAUCUCACCUAUUCAACCCUGAUCAAGAAAUGCACUGUAGCCCCGGAAACAGGUUUACUGCUGUUCCCAAUCUACAUCACGUUCAAAGGCCUCCGAAGAGGAGUUACCUCUGCAGAGCUCUUGGCAUCAAAAAUAAUUGACCAACAGACAUUUGAAAAUCUACAUAAGGGAAAAACCACAACCCAGGAUGUGAUGUUAAUGGAAACAGUGAAAGAAUAUCUAGAAGGUAAAAGGAGCAUUGGUGGAGUAGCUUUGCUUUCCACGAAUAAGAAAAUGAGCAUCUAUCAGGCAAUGAGACAGGGGAUAAUCAUGCCUGGUACAGGUUUGAUUCUUCUAGAAGCACAGGCUGCAACUGGAUUCAUGAUAGACCCUGUUGAAAACAAGACAUACAGUGUACAUGAGGCCAUUAAACAGAAAAUUGUAGGACCAGAAUACCAUGCAAAACUGCUUGCAGCAGAACGUGCAGUCACUGGUUAUAAGGAUCCAUACACUGGGGAAACCAUAUCACUUUUUCAAGCUCUGAAGAAGGAACUGAUUGUGAAGGAGCAUGGGAUCCGCUUACUUGAAGCACAGAUUGCAACUGGUGGAAUUAUCGAUCCCAUAAACAGUCACAGAGUACCUGUAGAUGUAGCAUACAAGCGUGGCUUCUUCAAUGAAGAGAUGAACGCCAUCCUUGAGGACACUGGUGAUGACACUAAAGGAUUCUUUGACCCGAACACAAAGGAAAAUCUGACAUAUCUGCAACUCCUGGAUCACUGUGUCAUUGAUCCUGCUACAGGACUCACAUUGUUGCCGAUUCAGGAUUUGUCUGGUAACCUGAAUCACACAUUCAUUGGCUAUGACAUCAAAAAAAUCUUCAAGGGUGUCAUGGUUAAAGUGACAUGUGGAAAAUACAUGGGAAUGACAGUUUCACUCUGGGAAUUACUCAUGUCUGAAUACUUCACUGAACAGCAAAGGCAAGACUUUAUUCAGCAAUACAAAUCCAGAACACUGACUAUUGAAGUUCUAAUCACCAAAGUUCUGGAGAUUAUUGAACAUUCAGUGAAAACAGCUAAAGUGGUUUUUGAAGGUAUAAGGGAAAAAGUAAGUGCAACACAGCUUGUUGAGGCUGACAUCAUCACAGAGAAUGAUCUGAAAGACCUCAGAGAAGGAAAAAAGACUGUAAAAGACGUUACAGAGGAUGAAUCUGUGCAAACCUACCUACAAGGUAAACCAGGCAUUGCUGGUGUGCUGCUUCCUGACUCCCAAGUAAUGUCAAUCUACCAAGCACGACAAAAAGGAAUCUUGAGACCAGGAACAUCACUUGUUCUUCUUGAAGCACAGGCUGCAACAGGAUUCGUAAUUGACCCAAUUGCUAAUCGAAAGUUCUCUGUAGAUGAUGCAGUGAAAGCACGAGUGGUAGGGGUUGAUGUUCAUGCAAAACUAUGUUCAGCAGAGAAGGCAGUGACAGGUUACCAAGAUCCUUACACUGGCAAGAAAAUCUCGUUGUUUCAAGCAAUGCAGAAAGAUUUAAUAGUGAAAGAUCAUGGCAUACGUUUGCUAGAGGCUCAGAUUGCCACAGGGGGCAUCAUUGAUCCAGUAAACAGCCAUCGCAUUCCAGUUCAUAUUGCUUAUAAACGAGGAUACUUUGAUACUGAAAUGAAUCAGAUCCUUAAUGAUCCAACUGAUGACACGAAAGGGUUCUUUGACCCAAAUACUCAUGAAAACCUCACUUACAUGCAGCUUAUGUCUAGAUGUGUCACUGAUCAAAGCACAGGCCUUUACCUCUUAAAAAUCAAAGGAAAUGACAAAAGAGUUAAGAUAGGGGACAGCACCAAGGAGACAUUCCAAACCACAUAUGUCUCUGUGAGAUACGGGAGAUUCAGUAACAAGAAAGUGACACUUUGGGAUCUCCUAAACUCUGAAUAUUUGUUCGAGGAGAAAAGGCAGGAGCUGUUAAAAUGUUACAAGUCAAAAACAAUUAACACUGAAGAAAUCAUUACAAUAAUUUUAAAGAUCAUUGAAAGUAAAGAAGUACAAAGAAAUGCUGAUCUUAGUGUAGAAGGUCUCAGGGGAAAAGUCUCCAUUCUGGAGCUGCAGAAUCUGGGAAUAAUAGAUGAAAAAACAUACAAAAAUGUGCUUGAGGGAAAGCUAACAAUUAAAGACCUUACUGAGAUGGGAACUGUGAUGAACUUCCUAAGGGGAACAAGCUGUAUAGCUGGUGUCAUAUUACAAAAGUCUAAUCGUAAAAUGAGCAUCUACCAAGCCAAAAAAGAGAACCAUCUUACCCCUGGCACUGCCUUGUGUCUUCUUGAAGCACAGGCUGCCACUGGGUUUAUUAUUGAUCCAAUACAAGUCAAGAAACUCACUGUUGAAGAGGCACUGAAGCAGAAUGUCAUUGUUCCAGAGCUGUAUGAAAAACUCCUGGCUGCUGAGAAAGCUGUGACUGGUUAUAAAGACCCAUAUACUGGCAAGAAAAUUUCACUUUUUGAAGCCAUUAAGAAAGACCUAAUUGUAAAGCAGCAUGGCAUCCGUCUGCUUGAAGCCCAGAUUGCUACAGGUGGCAUUAUUGAUCCAAUCACAUGUUUACAUUUGCCACUUGAUGUUGCUUUCAGAAAGGGCUAUUUUGAUGCUGACUUAAACCAGAUCCUUUCUGAUAAGAGUGAUGACACGAAAGGAUUCUUUUAUCCCACCACACAAGAAAAUCUGACCUACAUGGAUAUGAUGGCAAGGUGUAUCAAGGAUCCGGAUACUGGUCUUCUCUUUCUUCCAGUGACUGAAAAAGGGAAAACACAAGAAAAGUCACUGAAAAUUCUCUCAGAUUUUGAGAUUCAGGAGGAAUUUGAAAAACACAAAGUUGUCAUUCCUGUUGGUCGUUUCUCUGGAAAAUCGAUGUCUCUUUGGGAGAUCAUUCAUUCUGUAUACUUCACAGAUGAAAACAGGCAACAGUACUUUGAACAAUAUCGUUUGGCCAAAAUAAAUAUCCAGGAUGUUGUCACCAUUGUUACCACAACUAUUGAAACCCUAGAGCAGAAAAACGCAAAUUCUCAAACAACAAUGGGCCUGAGAAAACCCGUUUCUGUUAAACAGUUGCAUGAGUCUGGAAUCAUUGACACCACUACUUACAAACAGCUGCAAAAUGGUAAGGAAACACUUGAAAACGUGCUUAAACUUGAAGCUGUACAAAAGUACUUGAAAGGCACAAGGAGUAUUGCUGGAGUUAAACUUCAUCCAUCAGGAACGGUGUUAAGUGUAUACAAGGCAAAAAAUGAAGGGUUGCUUACUGCUGAUGUAGCAUUGUCCUUGCUUGAGGCGCAGGCAGCGACUGGGUAUGUUAUUGAUCCAAUCAAGAACACACAUUACUCAGUUAUGGAGGCUGUUAAAGCUCAGCUUAUUGGACCAGAGAUACUAGAACACUUACUACUGGCUGAACGUGCUGUCACUGGUUUCACAGACCCAUACACAAAUGAGCAAAUAAGCUUAUUUGAAGCAAUUAAAAAAGGUCUCAUCCCUCAAAAACAAGGACUAAACCUAUUACAUGCACAGCUCGCCACAGGGGGAAUAAUUGAUCCAACUGGGAGCCACCGGGUGCCUGUUCAGAAAGCAAUAACACAAGGAUUCUUGAGUAAAGAGACCAACGAUCUUCUGGCAAACAUUAGCAAAAGUGAAAAAGGCUUUUCAGACCCCCAGACAAAAGAGCCUCUUACUUACAGUCAACUCAUGAGCAAAUGCGAAAAGGAUUCAACCACCAGCCUGCUGCUUCUCCCAGUGACUGAAACGAAUGCUGAAAGCUCAGCCUACAAUGAUGAACAAAUAAUAAACGUCUUCAAAGAAAAAUCUGUGAUCAUAAAUGCUGGAAAAUUUGCAGACAAACGCGUAUCACUCUGGGAUGCACUAAACUCAGAGUAUAUUUCUGCAGAGAAAAGGAAAGAAUUACUAGACCAAUACAAACAAAACAGACUGUCUAUAGAAGAGAUAACACAAAUAGUGACAGCAAUAUUAAUUGAGGUAACAACAAAAAGGCAUUCUUUCAAAGGACUGAGAAGACAAGUGUCAGCAAGUGAACUAUUUGAGGCAAAAAUCAUCUCAAAAGAAAUGAUUGGCAAGCUUAUAAACAAUGAAGUAGAUGAUGAAGACAUCAACAACAUGGAGUCAAUCCAAAAAUAUCUUGGGGCAACAAACUGCAUUGCUGGUGUAUUUGUGCAAUCUACUAAACAAACAAUGAGUAUAUUUGAAGCAAAAAAUAAGGGACUCUUGACUCCAGGAACAUCGCUGGUUUUACUUGAGGCCCAAGCUGCCACUGGCUUUGUUAUUGACCCAGUGAAAAACAAAAAGCUGUCUGUAGAGCAGGCGGUGGCUGAAGGAAUUGUUGGGAUGGAAUGGAAAAGCAAACUGCUUUCUGCUGAACGGGCCGUCACUGGGUACACAGACCCCUACACAGGCAAAACCAUCUCUUUGUUCCAGGCCUUGAAAAAAGAUCUCAUUGUCAAGGAACAUGGUAUUCGUCUCUUAGAAGCUCAGAUUGCUACAGGGGGUAUCAUUGAUCCCAUCCACAGCCAUCGUGUUCCAGUAGAGGUGGCUUACCAAAGAGGCUACUUUGAUGAGGAGAUGAACAAGAUCCUUGCUGAUCCAGAUGAUGACACCAAAGGUUUCUUUGAUCCAAACACACAAGAAAACCUAACAUACCUGCAGUUAGUGGAUCGUUGUGUGAGAGACCCCAACACUGGCCUGAGUCUUCUCGUAAUUGUGAAAAAGGGAGAGUACUACUUCUUCAUUGAUGAAUAUACAAAGAACAUACUUAAGUCCACAACCACGAAUAAAGCAGGAGGUAAAUUCCAGGGGCAGCUGGUGACUCUUUGGGAUCUGCUGUACUCCAGUUAUGUAUCUGAGGAAAAGAGAAGAGAACUGGUGCAGCAGUUUAAAUCAGGCACAAUAACUAUUGAACAGUUCCUUGAAAUUGUUCUGACACUGGUGUCGCAGAAAUCCGUAACAAGUACCCACACCAUUACCACCACAACCACCACAACAGAAACAACCCAAAAUACAAAUUUUCAAGGUAUUAGAAAGGAUGUGAGUGCUGAUGAAUUGCUGCAAUCCAAAGUCAUUGAUGAGAAAAUUUACAAAGACCUGACUUCUGGAAAAGUCACAGUUGAUUAUGUAAGCAAAAUGGACUCUGUUCGAAAAUAUCUGAAAGGAACAAACAGCAUUGCUGGUGUAUUUGUGCAGUCUACCAAACAGACAAUGAGCAUCUCUGAAGCAAAAAAUAAGGGACUACUGACACCAGGAACAUCUCUGGUAUUGCUUGAGGCUCAGGCUGCCACUGGCUUUGUUAUUGACCCAGUGAAAAAUAAAAAGCUGUCCGUAGAGCAGGCAGUGUCUGAAGGGAUUGUUGGAGUUGAAUGGAAAAACAAACUGCUUUCUGCUGAACGAGCAGUCACAGGUUACACUGAUCCCAACACAGGGAAAAUAAUUUCCUUGUUCCAGGCACUGAAAAAAGAUCUCAUUGUCAAGGAACAUGGUAUUCGUCUAUUAGAAGCUCAGAUUGCUACCGGGGGCAUCAUUGAUCCAGUGUACAGCCAUCGUGUUCCAGUAGAGGUGGCUUACCAAAGAGGCUACUUUGAUGAGGAGAUGAACAAGAUCCUUGCUGAUCCAGAUGACGACACCAAAGGUUUCUUUGAUCCCAACACACAAGAAAACCUAACAUACCUGCAGCUAGUGGAGCGUUGUGUGAGAGACCCCAACACUGGCCUGAGCCUCCUUGUGAUUGUAAAAAAGGGAGAGUUCUACUUCUUUAUUGAUGAACAUACAAAGAACAUCCUUAAGUCCAAAACCACAAAUAAAGCAGGAGGUAAAUUCCAAGGGCAGCUGGUGACCCUUUGGGAUCUGUUGUACUCCAGUUAUGUAUCUGAGGUAAAAAGAAGAGAACUGGUGCAGCAGUUUAAAUCAGGCACAUUAACUAUCGAACAAUUCCUUGAAAUUGUUCUGACACUAGUGUCGCAGAAAUCCGUAACAAGUACCCACACCAUUACCACCACAACCACCACAACAGAAACAACCCAAAAUACAAAUUUUCAAGGUAUUAGAAAGGAUGUGAGUGCUGAUGAAUUGCUGCAAUCCAAAGUCAUUGAUGAGAAAAUUUACAAAGACCUGACUUCUGGAAAAGUCACAGUUGAUUAUGUAAGCAAAAUGGACUCUGUUCGAAAAUAUCUGAAAGGAACAAACAGCAUUGCUGGUGUAUUUGUGCAGUCUACCAAACAGACAAUGAGCAUCUCUGAAGCAAAAAAUAAGGGACUACUGACACCAGGAACAUCUCUGGUAUUGCUUGAGGCUCAGGCUGCCACUGGCUUUGUUAUUGACCCAGUGAAAAAUAAAAAGCUGUCCGUAGAGCAGGCAGUGUCUGAAGGGAUUGUUGGAGUUGAAUGGAAAAACAAACUGCUUUCUGCUGAACGAGCAGUCACAGGUUACACUGAUCCCAACACAGGGAAAAUAAUUUCCUUGUUCCAGGCACUGAAAAAAGAUCUCAUUGUCAAGGAACAUGGUAUUCGUCUAUUAGAAGCUCAGAUUGCUACCGGGGGCAUCAUUGAUCCAGUGUACAGCCAUCGUGUUCCAGUAGAGGUGGCUUACCAAAGAGGCUACUUUGAUGAGGAGAUGAACAAGAUCCUUGCUGAUCCAGAUGACGACACCAAAGGUUUCUUUGAUCCCAACACACAAGAAAACCUAACAUACCUGCAGCUAGUGGAGCGUUGUGUGAGAGACCCCAACACUGGCCUGAGCCUCCUUGUGAUUGUAAAAAAGGGAGAGUUCUACUUCUUUAUUGAUGAACAUACAAAGAACAUCCUUAAGUCCAAAACCACAAAUAAAGCAGGAGGUAAAUUCCAAGGGCAGCUGGUGACUCUUUGGGAUCUGCUGUACUCCAGUUAUGUAUCUGAGGAAAAGAGAAGAGAACUGGUGCAGCAGUUUAAAUCAGGCACAAUAACUAUCGAACAAUUUCUUGAAAUUGUUCUGACACUGGUGUCGCAGAAAUCCAUUACAAGUACCCACACCAUUACCACCACAACAGAAACAACCCAAAAUACAAAUUUUCAAGGUAUUAGAAAGGAUGUGAGUGCUGAUGAAUUGCUGCAAUCCAAAGUCAUUGAUGAGAAAAUUUACAAAGACCUGACUUCUGGAAAAGUCACAGUUGAUUAUGUAAGCAAAAUGGACUCUGUUCGAAAAUAUCUGAAAGGAACAAACAGCAUUGCUGGUGUAUUUGUGCAGUCUACCAAACAGACAAUGAGCAUCUCUGAAGCAAAAAAUAAGGGACUACUGACACCAGGAACAUCUCUGGUAUUGCUUGAGGCUCAGGCUGCCACUGGCUUUGUUAUUGACCCAGUGAAAAAUAAAAAGCUGUCCGUAGAGCAGGCAGUGUCUGAAGGGAUUGUUGGAGUUGAAUGGAAAAACAAACUGCUUUCUGCUGAACGAGCAGUCACAGGUUACACUGAUCCCAACACAGGGAAAAUAAUUUCCUUGUUCCAGGCACUGAAAAAAGAUCUCAUUGUCAAGGAACAUGGUAUUCGUCUAUUAGAAGCUCAGAUUGCUACCGGGGGCAUCAUUGAUCCAGUGUACAGCCAUCGUGUUCCAGUAGAGGUGGCUUACCAAAGAGGCUACUUUGAUGAGGAGAUGAACAAGAUCCUUGCUGAUCCAGAUGACGACACCAAAGGUUUCUUUGAUCCCAACACACAAGAAAACCUAACAUACCUGCAGCUAGUGGAGCGUUGUGUGAGAGACCCCAACACUGGCCUAAGCCUCCUUGUGAUUGUAAAAAAGGGAGAGUACUACUUCUUUAUUGAUGAACAUACAAAGAACAUCCUUAAGUCCAAAACCACAAAUAAAGCAGGAGGUAAAUUCCAAGGGCAGCUGGUGACCCUUUGGGAUCUGUUGUACUCCAGUUAUGUAUCUGAGGUAAAAAGAAGAGAACUGGUGCAGCAGUUUAAAUCAGGCACAUUAACUAUCGAACAAUUCCUUGAAAUUGUUCUGACACUAGUGUCGCAGAAAUCCGUAACAAGUACCCACACCAUUACCACCACAACCACCACAACAGAAACAACCCAAAAUACAAAUUUUCAAGGUAUUAGAAAGGAUGUGAGUGCUGAUGAAUUGCUGCAAUCCAAAGUCAUUGAUGAGAAAAUUUACAAAGACCUGACUUCUGGAAAAGUCACAGUUGAUUAUGUAAGCAAAAUGGACUCUGUUCGAAAAUAUCUGAAAGGAACAAACAGCAUUGCUGGUGUAUUUGUGCAGUCUACCAAACAGACAAUGAGCAUCUCUGAAGCAAAAAAUAAGGGACUACUGACACCAGGAACAUCUCUGGUAUUGCUUGAGGCUCAGGCUGCCACUGGCUUUGUUAUUGACCCAGUGAAAAAUAAAAAGCUGUCCGUAGAGCAGGCAGUGUCUGAAGGGAUUGUUGGAGUUGAAUGGAAAAACAAACUGCUUUCUGCUGAACGAGCAGUCACAGGUUACACUGAUCCCAACACAGGGAAAAUAAUUUCCUUGUUCCAGGCACUGAAAAAAGAUCUCAUUGUCAAGGAACAUGGUAUUCGUCUAUUAGAAGCUCAGAUUGCUUCCGGGGGCAUCAUUGAUCCAGUGUACAGCCAUCGUGUUCCAGUAGAGGUGGCUUACCAAAGAGGCUACUUUGAUGAGGAGAUGAACAAGAUCCUUGCUGAUCCAGAUGACGACACCAAAGGUUUCUUUGAUCCCAACACACAAGAAAACCUAACAUACCUGCAGCUAGUGGAGCGUUGUGUGAGAGACCCCAACACUGGCCUGAGCCUCCUUGUGAUUGUAAAAAAGGGAGAGUUCUACUUCUUUAUUGAUGAACAUACAAAGAACAUCCUUAAGUCCAAAACCACAAAUAAAGCAGGAGGUAAAUUCCAAGGGCAGCUGGUGACUCUUUGGGAUCUGCUGUACUCCAGUUAUGUAUCUGAGGAAAAGAAAAGAGAACUGGUGCAGCAGUUUAAAUCAGGCACAAUAACUAUCGAACAAUUUCUUGAAAUUGUUCUGACACUGGUGUCGCAGAAAUCCAUUACAAGUACCCACACCAUUACCACCACAACAGAAACAACCCAAAAUACAAAUUUUCAAGGUAUUAGAAAGGAUGUGAGUGCUGAUGAAUUGCUGCAAUCCAAAGUCAUUGAUGAGAAAAUUUACAAAGACCUGACUUCUGGAAAAGUCACAGUUGAUUAUGUAAGCAAAAUGGACUCUGUUCGAAAAUAUCUGAAAGGAACAAACAGCAUUGCUGGUGUAUUUGUGCAGUCUACCAAACAGACAAUGAGCAUCUCUGAAGCAAAAAAUAAGGGACUACUGACACCAGGAACAUCUCUGGUAUUGCUUGAGGCUCAGGCUGCCACUGGCUUUGUUAUUGACCCAGUGAAAAAUAAAAAGCUGUCCGUAGAGCAGGCAGUGUCUGAAGGGAUUGUUGGAGUUGAAUGGAAAAACAAACUGCUUUCUGCUGAACGAGCAGUCACAGGUUACACUGAUCCCAACACAGGGAAAAUAAUUUCCUUGUUCCAGGCACUGAAAAAAGAUCUCAUUGUCAAGGAACAUGGUAUUCGUCUAUUAGAAGCUCAGAUUGCUACCGGGGGCAUCAUUGAUCCAGUGUACAGCCAUCGUGUUCCAGUAGAGGUGGCUUACCAAAGAGGCUACUUUGAUGAGGAGAUGAACAAGAUCCUUGCUGAUCCAGAUGACGACACCAAAGGUUUCUUUGAUCCCAACACACAAGAAAACCUAACAUACCUGCAGCUAGUGGAGCGUUGUGUGAGAGACCCCAACACUGGCCUGAGCCUCCUUGUGAUUGUAAAAAAGGGAGAGUUCUACUUCUUUAUUGAUGAACAUACAAAGAACAUCCUUAAGUCCAAAACCACAAAUAAAGCAGGAGGUAAAUUCCAAGGGCAGCUGGUGACUCUUUGGGAUCUGCUGUACUCCAGUUAUGUAUCUGAGGAAAAGAGAAGAGAACUGGUGCAGCAGUUUAAAUCAGGCACAAUAACUAUCGAACAAUUUCUUGAAAUUGUUCUGACACUGGUGUCGCAGAAAUCCAUUACAAGUACCCACACCAUUACCACCACAACAGAAACAACCCAAAAUACAAAUUUUCAAGGUAUUAGAAAGGAUGUGAGUGCUGAUGAAUUGCUGCAAUCCAAAGUCAUUGAUGAGAAAAUUUACAAAGACCUGACUUCUGGAAAAGUCACAGUUGAUUAUGUAAGCAAAAUGGACUCUGUUCGAAAAUACCUGAAAGGAACAAACAGCAUUGCUGGUGUAUUUGUGCAGUCUACCAAACAGACAAUGAGCAUCACUGAUGCAAAAAAUAAGGGACUACUGACACCAGGAACAUCUCUGGUAUUGCUUGAGGCUCAGGCUGCCACUGGCUUUGUUAUUGACCCAGUGAAAAAUAAAAAGCUGUCUGUAGAGCAGGCAGUGUCUGAAGGGAUUGUUGGAGUUGAAUGGAAAAACAAACUGCUUUCUGCUGAACGAGCAGUCACAGGUUACACUGAUCCCAACACAGGGAAAAUAAUUUCCUUGUUCCAGGCACUGAAAAAAGAUCUCAUUGUCAAGGAACAUGGUAUUCGUCUAUUAGAAGCUCAGAUUGCUACCGGGGGCAUCAUUGAUCCAGUGUACAGCCAUCGUGUUCCAGUAGAGGUGGCUUACCAAAGAGGCUACUUUGAUGAGGAGAUGAAUAAGAUCCUUGCUGAUCCAGAUGACGACACCAAAGGUUUCUUUGAUCCCAACACACAAGAAAACCUAACAUACCUGCUGCUUGUAGAACGGUGUGUUAAAGACCCAAAAACUGGGCUAAGUCUGCUUGUUUUAAAAAAGUAGAUUUAAAAUCAGAUGUAUCAUGCCAUUUAAGCUAUUCUUGCUUUUAUUAACUCCAAUCACUAAGUUUCUCUGUAUGCUAGCAAUAUGCUGAGUAUACUGUACAUCCAAAUCUGUAAAUGCAUGAUUUGUGUUUAUUAUUUCCAUACACAUGUGCAUUGCUAAAUUUAAAAACAUCUAGUUUUACAAAUUGAAAUGUAGAAUUUGAUCAUCAGUAAAAAUGUAAAUUUGUGAAUGCUAUUUCUUAAACAGAAUGUUGUUAAAUUUUGCAUUUAAUCGUUUUAACUCAUGCUUUCUUGCCACAUUCAAAACAUUAAAAUAAACAUACAGUUGUA
This is a messenger RNA of Danio aesculapii, 11794 nucleotides long. RefSeq names its product epiplakin 1 (gene eppk1). Bases 126 to 11462 code for a protein of 3778 amino acids. The record is from RefSeq and is a predicted model, not a curated record. Gene Ontology annotation, molecular function: structural molecule activity; keratin filament binding. Gene Ontology annotation, biological process: wound healing; intermediate filament bundle assembly. Gene Ontology annotation, cellular component: cytoskeleton; cytoplasm; membrane. NCBI's taxonomy places the organism in Eukaryota, Metazoa, Chordata, Actinopteri, Cypriniformes, Danionidae. The transcript is spliced from 2 exons.